Molecule: messenger RNA, 1368 nt
Organism: Peromyscus eremicus (cactus mouse)
Lineage: Eukaryota; Metazoa; Chordata; Mammalia; Rodentia; Cricetidae
Gene: Fezf2
Product: FEZ family zinc finger 2
Exons: 4
Coding region: 1-1368 (455 amino acids)
Biological process (GO): regulation of transcription by RNA polymerase II
Cellular component (GO): nucleus
Molecular function (GO): DNA-binding transcription activator activity, RNA polymerase II-specific; RNA polymerase II cis-regulatory region sequence-specific DNA binding
Source: RefSeq, a predicted model, not a curated record
AUGGCCAGCUCAGCUUCCCUGGAGACCAUGGUGCCCCCGGCCUGCCCGCGCGCUGGAGCGUCACCAGCCACUUCUAAAACACUAGCCUUCUCCAUCGAGCGCAUCAUGGCCAAGACGUCCGAACCCCGAGCGCCUUUUGAGCCCCGGCCUCCUGCACUAGAGGCAGACAGCAGCCAGAGCAAGAAACUGCUCAACCUCUGCUCGCCGCUGCCCUGUAUGAUCCCCCUCCAGCCUCUAGGCUACGAGGUGCCGUCCAAGACACUGCUCAGUUACUCGGAGUUCUGGAAAAGCAGCCUCCGGGCGGGCGGCGGCGGAGGAGGAGGCAGCGGCGGGGGGGGCCCAGUGUGCGGCGCCAGCGGCUUGUGCAAAACCAACUGUGGCGUGUGCUGCAAGGCCGAACUGGGCCUUGCGCCGUCUGCGCUGCCGGCCGGCAGGGUCAUCAAGCCGCAGGUCAUCAACCAGGCGGUGGGGCUGCCGGCCAGCGGCUCGCUCUACUACUUCAACUACCUGGACUCCACUGCUUACCCACCAUCGGAGCUCCUCGGCAGCCACCUUUUCCCAUCUGGCCUCCUCAACGCACAGGCCCCCACUUCCCUGGCUGCUCACCCCAAGCUUUUUCUGCUGGAGAACGCCAAACUGGCCAGCCUGACUGCGGACAAGUUCCCCCAUCCAGCUCCCUAUCCCCAUAAGGAGCGCUUGCCUGCGCCGCUGGAGCAGGUGCUGAAGGAGAACUCGGCCUUGACCGCUGACCGAGGGGGAGUCAAAAGCCACAGCAAACUCCCAGGGGGCUCUACUGACAGCAAACCCAAAAACUUCACCUGUGAAGUGUGCGGCAAGGUCUUUAAUGCUCACUAUAACCUCACCCGCCACAUGCCUGUCCACACCGGAGCUAGACCGUUUGUGUGCAAAGUCUGUGGCAAAGGUUUCCGCCAGGCCAGCACUCUCUGCAGACACAAAAUUAUCCACACCCAGGAAAAGCCACAUAAGUGUAACCAGUGCGGCAAAGCCUUCAAUCGGAGCUCCACGCUCAACACGCACAUCCGCAUCCACGCGGGCUACAAGCCCUUCGUCUGCGAAUUCUGCGGCAAAGGCUUUCACCAAAAAGGGAACUACAAAAACCACAAACUCACCCACAGCGGCGAGAAACAGUACAAAUGCACCAUCUGCAACAAGGCCUUUCACCAGGUCUACAACCUCACCUUCCACAUGCACACCCACAACGACAAGAAGCCGUUCACGUGCGCCACUUGUGGCAAAGGUUUUUGCAGAAACUUUGACUUAAAGAAACAUGUGCGCAAACUUCAUGACAGCGUGGGUCCCGCCACCGCCCCCUCUGCAAAGGACCUGGCCAGGACAGUUCAGAGCUGA